Messenger RNA from Trematomus bernacchii (emerald rockcod), 809 nucleotides. Its product is annotated as dual specificity protein phosphatase 3-like. Gene Ontology annotation, cellular component: cytoplasm. Lineage: Eukaryota; Metazoa; Chordata; Actinopteri; Perciformes; Nototheniidae. Gene Ontology annotation, biological process: protein dephosphorylation; negative regulation of MAPK cascade. The transcript is spliced from 3 exons. Gene Ontology annotation, molecular function: MAP kinase phosphatase activity; protein tyrosine/serine/threonine phosphatase activity. Bases 1 to 618 code for a protein of 205 amino acids. The record is from RefSeq and is a predicted model, not a curated record.
AUGAAGGACAGCCACAGGCAGCAGGAAGCGGCUCCGGAGCGACAGGACCCCUCGGGGGGAGGAUUUGAGGUUUCCAUCCAGCAGCUGAACGACCUGCUGACGGACAGCAGCGGAUUCUACAGCUGGCCCACUAGACACUUCCAUGAGGUUUACCCGAGGAUCUACGUGGGAAAUGCGUUUGUGGCGAUGAACGUGAUGUGUCUGAAGCGUCAGGGCAUCACUCACAUCCUGAACGCCGCUGAAGGAAACUCCUUCAUGCACGUCAACACCAACGCUGAGUUCUACGCCGGCACGAACAUCACGUACCACGGCGUAGCAGCCAGCGACACCGACCACUUCGACAUCAGCGUUUACUUUGAGGAGGGGGCGGAGUUCAUCGAGAAAGCGCUGGCGUACAAAAAUGGAAAAGGCAAAGUGUACGUCCACUGCAGGGAGGGCUACAGCCGCUCGCCCACUCUAGUCAUCGCCUUCCUGAUGCUGCGCCAGGGCAUGAGCGUGCACACGGCGCUGGCCACGGUGCGACACAAACGAGAGAUCGGACCCAACGACGGCUUCCUGAGGCAGCUCUGCCGACUCAACCAGAGGCUGGGAGCGGACGGAAAGAUCUGGAACAAAUGAGAUAGACUGUCUGUAAGAGAAGAGAAAGUAUGCUUUGUUUCACGUGAGCAGAGAGGGCAGAAGUACUCACAUCCUUUACUCAAGUAGAAGUACACAUACUCGUGUUUAAAAAUACUCUGGUGAAAGUAGAAGUACUGACUAAACUUCUUUACUCAAGUCAAAGUAAAGAAGACUUUGAAAUGUACUUCAGU